Magnusiomyces paraingens is the source of this 5835-nucleotide messenger RNA. RefSeq lists its product as uncharacterized. The transcript has 2 exons. Lineage: Eukaryota; Fungi; Ascomycota; Dipodascomycetes; Dipodascales; Dipodascaceae. Gene Ontology annotation, molecular function: nucleic acid binding; zinc ion binding. The coding region runs from base 1 to 5835 and encodes 1944 amino acids. The record is from RefSeq and is a predicted model, not a curated record. Gene Ontology annotation, biological process: DNA integration.
AUGACUUCCCGUGUCACAGUUCAACAGGUUAUGGGCCGCACUUCGGCUUAUAUUAAUCUUACUUCCUCUGAAAAACUCACUCCUCUCAACUAUCAUGUCUGGGCUACCAAAAUUCUUUUGGGUCUUCGUGCUAUGAAUAAUGGUGUCCACCUUUAUGUCGAAGCUGGUACUGUCAAUCCAGCUGCCAAUGAAUCCCUUGAAGACCUCACCGCCUCGCUUGAUACCGUCGUCCAUGAUGUCAUCCUCAACAAUAUUUCUCCUGAGUUGAUCGAACAUGUUAAUGAUGUGGCCAUUAUGUUGGAAUAUACGUCUGUUCAACAGGUUAUGGGCCGCACUUCGGCUUAUAUUAAUCUUACUUCCUCUGAAAAACUCACUCCUCUCAACUAUCAUGUCUGGGCUACUAAGAUCCUUUUGGGUCUUCGUGCAAUGAAUAAUGGUGUCCAUCUUUAUGUCGAAGCUGGUACUGUCAAUCCAGCUGCUAAUGAAUCCCUCGAAGACCUCACCGCCUCGCUUGAUACCGUCGUCCAUGAUGUCAUCCUCAACAACAUUUCUCCUGAAUUGAUCGAACAUGUUAAUGAUGUGGCCAUUAGAGGCCGUGACCUUUGGCUUUAUCUUCAUCAGGAGUAUAGUCAACUUCAACCCGCCGAUGUCAUCUCACUUAUGAAAUCCCUCUAUGCUGGCAAUAUUGAUGUUGGUCCAAAGUUUGUUUCUUCUGUUCGUUCAUAUGUUGCUACAUGGCGUUCCAUCUACCAAUCAUUGUCGCCUGAUUCGGUUGUGGCCUUCAACGCUUUGGCUUCAAUGGGUCCCAAUUGUGAGCGCUUCAUCCAGUACGCCUUGGAGCACCGCUUUGAUAGUAACAAUGCUGACAACCUUGAUAUCAACAACUUCAUCCGGAACACUGAUAAAUGGGCCAAGUUGUUGAAGAUUACUGGACCUCCAGCUACUCUUUCGACUGAAGCGUUCGUUGCUUCAUCAAAGAAGUACAAUAACAAAUCUAAGGGUGAUGGUAUUAAAUGUUUCCGUUGUAAGAGGCGUGGUCAUACUUCCAACAAUUGUCAUGUCUCUUGGGAAGAGGUUCAGGCUGCUCGCCAAGAUAAUAAGGAUGACAAGGAAUCUAAGGAGGCUAAAACCUCAAGAGGUUGGUUUGCUGAGACUAUUGAUGAAUUUUCUGAGAUAGUUGAUGAUGAUCCAUUUGUGAGUUCCGCUUUUGUGUCCGAGACAUCUGUUGUUUCUGAAAAGUUUGGUAACAGUUGCUCCGAGUCGUUUGAUGAUUUGGAAUCCGAACUUUUUGAUUCUUCUGAGCCGUGUGUCGGCGAUGAAGAUUGUUUUGUUGGUCAAGUUUCUGAGUAUUGUUCAAACUCAGGACUUGAUAUUGAUUCAGUUGGUAAACCGUUUGUUGGUUCCACUGAUGAUUCUUGUUUUAAUUCUGAACCGUAUGUCGGUUCUACUGUUGUUUGUUUGGAGUCUGAACCGUGUGUCAGUUCAGCUCCUAUUUGUUUUGAUUCUGAAUCGUUGGUCGAUUCGGAUUCGGAUUCUGAACCGUUGGUCGGUUUUUCUUUUAUUUCUUGUUCUGAUUCUGAACCGUUGGUCGGUUCUUCUUUUAUUUCUUGUUCUGAUUCUAAACCGUUGGUCGGUUCUGAUGAUGAUAUUGUCUUACCUUCUUUUGAUUUUUUGGUGGAUUCAAUUACUGAACCUUCUCCGCCUAUUGUUAAACCUAUUGUUACACCAAAAUCCCGUUUUUCUCCAUUCUUUUACUUAUCUUUUGUUACCAUCAUGUUGUUGUCCUUGAUUUUAAUUGUCGUCUGGCAUCCUUCUUCAAUCUUGGAUUUAAGUCAUUCAGUACAUCACGUUUUUGUUGCUGAAUCUACUACUUCUGCUGAGGCCAACUUAGUUGUUGGGUCUGAUUCUUUUGACUUUAUCCAUGAUACCGGUGCUACCAGUCACAUUUGCAAUAACAUCUCAUAUUUUUCUUCUCUUCGUCCCACUUCGGCUACCAUUCGUGGUCUUGGUUCUGCUACUGCUGAGGGGGUUGGCGACAUUGUUGUUGAUCUUCUUGGUAAAGAUGACCAGCCUUGUGACCGCGUUGUUCUUCGAGAUGUUUUAUAUGUUCCUAAGAUUCCUCGCAAUUUAUUUGCUGCUCGUCGAGCUACUGCUGGUGGUUGUCGGUUCAUUCAAGACCUUAACCAUAUUUCUGCUGUUGAAAAUGGCAAAACUCGAGUCCACGCCAUUGCCAUGGGUGACUUGUACUUUUGUCGUUUCCGAGUUGUUUUGCCUUCCAAGCCAGUUCAUGAGGUGUUUGCUGUUGAGUCGUCUGCCAAUCUUUGGCACAAGCGACUUGGUCACGCCAGUGUGGACGUUCUCAAGAAAUUAUCUAAGUCACUUUCUGUCAAGCCUACUCAUUUUGAGGUUGUGGAUAGUCAUAAGUGUGACGCUUGCUUGGGUGGCAAAGCCACAGCAUUGCCAUUUAAUGGUACCACAGAAAAAGCUAGUCGUCCUUUGGAAUUAUUUGUUUCUGAUUUGAGCGGUCCUCAUGUCGCUACCCCUGUGGGUCAUCGUUAUGUCUUAACCAUUAUGGAUUAUUGUUCCAGGUACUCUUAUGUGGAGUUGUUGGUUAGGAAAAGUGAUGCAAGUCUUGCCAUUCGUAACUUUAUUGCUAGGUGUGAAUCUUAUUUUUCUGGUGAUUCUGCUGGUGAUCGAGUUGCAUAUUUUCAUUCUGAUAAUGGCGGCGAAUACAUUUCCAAAGACCUGGAGCAGUUCUUUGUGUCUAAGGGUAUCAAGCAUACUUAUACAGUUCCUCAUACUCCUCAACAAAAUGGUGCUGCUGAGCGAUUGAAUCGCACAUUAUUUGAGAAAGCCAAGUCUAUGCUUUUAUAUGCUCAUGCUCCUGAAUACUUAUGGGGUGAAGCUGUCAAGUCUGCUAAUUAUAUUAGGAACCGUCUUCCUAGUCGUACCACUGGUGGUGUUGCACCUCUUCAACUUUGGACUGGUAAACCUCCUAGUUAUCACCAUAUGAAAGUAUUUGGUUGUCAAGCUACAGUUGUUCUUCCUGGUGCUAAAAGAGAAUCUAAGUUAAGUUCAAAUACUGAAGCUGGUGUUUUUGUUGGGUAUUCUUUGGAUCGUACAGCUUAUCGAGUUCUUCUUGAUUCAAGCAUUGUUGAAGCCAGGAGUGUUUACUUUGAUGAGUCCAAGUUUCCAUUUAUGAAAAGUGAUAAGGACUUGUCUAUUAAUGGUACUGGUGUUGGGUUUAGUGUUGGUUCUGGUUCAGGGUCCAUGUCAGGACCUUGUUUUGAUUCUAAGGGGACUGGUUUAGGAUCCAAUGUUAGGGUUAAUUCUAUUGCUAGUUCUGAUUUAAGUUCUGGUUCUAGUUUUGGGUCUCAUAGAUCUUUACCAGCAUCCUCAUCUGGUUCUGGUUCUGGUUCUAUUUGUGCUUUACCGUCUCCGUCUCCGUCUUCUUCUCCGUCUCAUUCUCCGUCGCCGCCUCCUCCUUCUUCUUCUUCUAUUAUUGUUCAUAAGCCUCGUUCUGUUCGUCGCAUUUUGUCUACACCUUCUGCUCCUCUUGAGUCUCCUACUCUUCCUACUCUUCCUUCUAUUCCUUCUGUUCCAUCUCUUCCUAGUUCUCCUAUUCUUCCACCUUCAGAUCAUGAAGUCUCUAUCUCUCCUGACUCUAGUCCUAUUGUUCCUCCUUCGGAAUAUAUUCCUUCACAAUUAGACUUAUCUGAAGCUGGUAUUAAUGAAUCUGAUAUUUCUGGUGAUUCUGGGAUCUCGCAACGAGGGGGUGAUAUUGGGUUUCAACCGUCUAUCAUUGCUUCGUCUCCCACUCCACCACCUUCUGUUGAAUUGGAAGUAGUGCCACUUAGUCAAGAAUCUCCUUCGUCUGAUCUUGUUAACUCUCUUGACCAAGCUGGUGUUAGUGUUGUCACUAAGGAUGAUACUCAAGCUGUUUUGCCUAAAUCUCGAUCUCGUGUUGUUGCUGUUCGUUUACCUUCUAUAACUCCUGCCAAACGCCCGAGUUCUGAUGACAUUGUUUCACCUCCUUCUAAACAUCUUUGUGAAAAUUCUUUGAAACAAUCUCCAGUGUCUGCAACACCUGCAAAACGUCCAGCUGAAGAAGAGUGUAUUUCUUAUCGUCGUCUCAAAUCUCUCCGCUUUGAGUAUGAUGAUGUGGCUUUACUUGUUUUUACAGAUCCUAGUAGUUUUGAAGAAGCUAUGUCUAGUGAAGAAGCUGAGUUUUGGCUUGAAGCCUGUGUUAUUGAAAUGUCGUCUCUUAAACGCAAUGGUACUUGGGAAUUGGUUGAUCUCCCACCUGGUCGCAAGGCUAUCAAUAGCAAAUGGGUGUUUAAAGUUAAGCGCAAAGCUGACGGUUCAAUUGAACGUUACAAAUCUCGUCUAGUGUGUAUUGGAUUUUCGCAAGUUGAAGGUAUUGAUUAUACUGAAACUUUUGCUCCCGUUGUUCGUUACGAGACUGUGAGGAUUGUUCUUGCUAUUGCUGCUCAGUUUGGGUUCCAGGUUCAUCAUAUGGAUGUCGAGACUGCAUUUCUUAAUGGUGAUCUCAAAGAAGAUAUUUAUAUGAGACAACCUAAAGGCUUUGUUGUCAAAGGUCAGGAAUCUAAAGUGUGUCAUUUGAAGAAGUCUUUAUAUGGUUUAAAGCAAGCUCCUUUGUGUUGGAAUGAGAAGAUUCAUGGUGCUCUUGUCAAACUUGGGUUUAUUCGUAAUGAAAGUGACUACGGUGUGUAUACCAAAGGAUCUGGGUCUACCAUGGUCAUUAUUGCACUGUAUGUUGAUGAUUUACUUAUUUCUGGCAAUUCUUCUGAAGUCAUUGCCAAAACCAAGUCUUCUUUGUCAUCUAUGUUUAAGAUGAAAGACUUGGGCCCAGUCGAGCAGUUCCUUGGCAUGAGAGUUAAGCAGUCACCUUACCAUAUUACUGUGGAUGUUUCACGUUAUAUUUUUGACAUGUUGGAAGAGUUUGGUAUGCAGAACUGUUCAAGUGUCAAGACUCCUUUACCCACUCGUGAUCUUUCUGAUUUUUCCGAGUCUGACUCUGCUACCGACGCCUCCAUGUAUCGCAGUAUUAUUGGAAAGCUGAUUUAUGCUGCUAAUUGUGCUCGUCCUGAUCUUGCUGUUGCUGUUAGCUUUCUUUGUCGAUAUAUGCAGAAUCCUAAGUCUAUUCAUAUGGAAGCUGCUAAGCAUACUCUUCGUUAUCUUAAGGGUACUGCUGAACUUGGUCUUGAAUAUCGAGCUCAGAAAGUCUACAAGCUUGUUGGUUAUAGUGAUGCCGACUAUGCACAGGACAAACAGGACCGUAAGUCCUUUACUGGGUAUGUUUUCAUUCUGUCUGGUGGUCCCAUUACUUGGGCUUGUCGAAAGCAAGUUAGUCCUGCAUCGUCCAGCGUCGAGUCUGAGUAUAUGUCAUUGUCUGAUGCGUCUAAGGAAUGCUUCUGGAUUAAUCAGUUGUUGUCCCUUUGCAAGAUUCCUGUUCCGUUGCCAGUGACUAUGUUUGAGGACAAUCAGGGAUGUAUUGCUUUGGCUCAGAACCCAGUGUUUCAUCGUCGUACCAAGCAUAUUGAUGUUCGUUAUCAUGUUGUGCGUCACUAUAUUCGCAGUGGAGUAAUUCAUCUGGAGUAUCUUGAUACUCAAGUGAUGUUGGCAGAUAUGUUCACUAAGAAUCUUGGUCGUGUGAAGUUUGAGACAUUGAGGGGACUACUUGGUAUGAAGGCAGUAGGUGAUUCUGCGACAAGGGGAGGUGUUGAGCAUGCAAUGUUGUCGCAGACUAGUGCAGUUGAUAAUGCACGUGAGUUUGGGUGGGAAACUAUGGUUGACAAUCUAUGUUUAUUUUAG